Molecule: messenger RNA, 750 nt
Organism: Gongylonema pulchrum
Lineage: Eukaryota; Metazoa; Nematoda; Chromadorea; Rhabditida; Gongylonematidae
Source: the annotation of a GenBank genome assembly
AUGCCAAAAUGGGCUAUUUGUUUGAUUGGCCACGCAUUGCGGCGUCUAGCCAGUAUCGAAAUGACGUUGGCGCUUCUGUCGGCAACGGGUGUCGGGAAAGCGGUGAAUCAGCUGAGAAAUGACGAAACACAUGGCCCGGAAGCGCUUCGUAUCGUCCAAAAAUGGAAGGACAUGGCACGCAGCUGCGGCCUCAAACCGAAAAGGAAACGAUCCCGUUCGCCUAGUUCGGAGCACGAAAAGAGUUCACCGGUGAAGUUGAAAAAGAAAAACAGUCACAGCGAAGACAGCGGAACAGGAAGCAGUAACGAGGGGACACGAAAAGAUGCGCGAGAGGGUGCUUCGUGCUCGGGCGUGAGUUUCGCAGAAAUGCUAGCACGAGCUGACACUGCUAAACCAUUUAAACCAAAGAAAUUCAAGGUGGACAAUAACCAUUGGAAAUCGUCAAAAGUUGAUGCUAAUUACAAGCCUUCAAAAGUGCUUAACUUUGAGCCAACCCCAAAGGAACGUCAAAGUGGCAUAACGGUGCAUAAAAUCUAUGCUGGUCGUCCGAAAGGUGAUUUGCUGAAGGAAGUGCCCACGCUACAAAAUCUCUGUGUAAAAGUAUUGAUUGCUAAUAUUGACGCGAUCUAUGAGGUCGGUGAUACGCCGUAUUUUCUGCUCAAACCGGUUCUGGAAAAGUGUUCUGUGGACCAGUUGACAUUGAUCGAGAAACGGAAUCCGGUGAGUAUUUCAAGUUCAGCACUUUUAUAG